Molecule: messenger RNA, 11623 nt
Organism: Chlamydomonas reinhardtii
Lineage: Eukaryota; Viridiplantae; Chlorophyta; Chlorophyceae; Chlamydomonadales; Chlamydomonadaceae
Exons: 11
Coding region: 105-10040 (3311 amino acids)
Biological process (GO): receptor guanylyl cyclase signaling pathway; intracellular signal transduction; cGMP biosynthetic process
Molecular function (GO): peptide receptor activity; guanylate cyclase activity
Source: RefSeq, a predicted model, not a curated record
GAAAAUGCCGGCUGCAUCGCGGCUCCUUAACGGGCUGCUCAGUUGCAACACGUCGUCUAGACAAGCGCCUCCCCGCUUGGGCACCCAGGAGCAGUGAAGUGGUGAUGAGUCCAGCUGCAAAUGAAGCAGUCGGCACUGCUGGCUUCGCACACGCGACUGCUGCCCCGCACCUGACCAGGCUAGACACGCAGCAGAUUGUGGCUGAGGCCAGGCAGUCAAGGGCAGCUUGCAUUGUGCUGGACGCAAGCAAUGCCAGCGCAAAUCCCGUGAAAGCGAGUCAGAAGUGGCAAAGAAGAGUAUUCGGCUGUUUGUGCCGGGCCCCUCGACCGCACAACGACAACGUCGUUCCUGCAGCGAGCUUCGAUGGAUUAUUGCUUGCGGUGACUGCCGAUGGCCAGGCGCUUUCGCCUGAGUCAUUCGCGCUGAAGCAGGACAAAGCUUUGCAGCAGACGGUGACCCUCGCCGCCAGGUUCGCGUUGCUGGGCCAAAGCUACGCUUCGGAGCUGCCACAGGCCCCGACGCUGCUUGGACAACAAUGCAGUCGGGUGCUGGUGCGGGCUGUGCUGUUUGCUGCCGCCAGCACCGCCGACGUCGCGGCCCUGCGGCCCGCCCGACCCGCCGUGCUGCUGAGCUUUCUGCCGACGUCCAGCCACCCCGCUCUGCUGCUCCCUGCACACCCGCACCCCUACGGCAUGGCAUUCACGCAAGCGCCGACACUGGCCAGCAUUCACGCAAGCGCCAGCAGCUGCCCGCGUGCACUGCUGGCGGCGCCGCGCGCCGCCGCCGACGCCGACGGCGCCGCGCUGCUGGCAGCGCCGCCGCUGCUGGCGGUUAACGGCGUGUACUGCGCCGUCACGGUUCUGCAGAUUCCUGGCGACGUGCUUUACCAGAACCCCCGGUCACUGGCUUUCUUUGGUGACCUGACGGGGCAAGACGCCAAGGGGCGCAACCUGGGCAUCCUGCUGCUGCAGGCGCUGCUGCAGUGCCGCGAGCAGCAGGGCGGCGGCGGCGGCGGUGGCGGCGGCGCCGCCGCGGCUGAUGGAUUCAGUGGCGGCGGCAAUAGGAGCUCAGUCUGCCAAGGGCAGGCGGGAAGCGACGGCAGCGCCGCCGCUGCCGCCGCCUACGCUCCGCAGCUGCAGCCGCAGCAGCACCAGCGGGGCACGCCGCCGGCGGCUGUAGCAGCCGAUGGGCCGCGAGUGGUGGGAGGUGCCGCCGCCGUCGCGUCACAGCGGGCCAACUGGGCCGACGGGGCCGACGGGGCGAGGGCACCAGCAGUGACAGGCCGCCUCCGGGACCUCAUUGAUACGCUGCGUGCGGGGGAGGAGUUUGAGAUUGUGGUGCAAGUGCCUGAGCCCAUGAACGACCUGGCGGCGGUGCUUGAGGCCGCCGCCGGCGGCAGCUGCUAUGACAGCUGCGGCGGGGCCGCGGCACGGAGGGCGGCAGGCGGCGACGCCAAGCCACACGGUGCCGGCGGCGGCUUGACGGCGGCUGGAGGGGCAGCAGGCGAUGGCGGCGUGCGGGGUGUGCCUGCCUCGCUUGCGGCGGCGUAUCGGGGCCGUGCGACGGGCGGUGCCAGCGGCGGCUGGCUGGCUGGCUACACGCAGGGUAGCGCGGGGCGUAGGAUGUCUGGGGGCGAGGCGGCGGCUGCUAGCGGCGUACCCAGUUGUGUGUUCCCGGACGCGGAGGAGCGAGCACUGCUUGACGCGCUCCUGCAUUCCGAGCAGCCCUGCACGUCCGCGGCUGCGGCUGCCGGCAGCUCCGCCGCCGCCGCUGCCUCCGGCGGCAGCCCGCCUUCCUUACGGCCCGUCGGCGGCCGCCCGCCGUCAAGCGCCGUCAACGUCCGCCGCCGCCGCCAGCAGCCACGCCGCAGCGUCAGCAGCACCAUGCCCCCGCCGCCGUUGCUGCUGAUGGCGGCGGGUGUGGGGCCGCCGCAGCCGGCAACGCUGGGCGUGCCAAAGCUGCUGGCGGCGCACCUAGAUACGGCAGACAUUGCAAACGACGGCACGUGGCUGGCAUCGGCUGUGGGCAUGGGUGGUGGUGGCGCCAGAGGCGGCCGGGGCGCCGGCGGCAGCGGACAGCAGUGGGGCACCAGUACGACGGGGCCAGGCACGGAGCUUGUAGCGCUGGGGUCAGCCGGCGUCGCAGGGGUUCCACGGCCAGGCUCGGCGGGUGCCGGAGGCGGCGGCUGGAGCUCGGGGAUGGUCCGUAAGGACCAGCCGCAGCUGCUGCUGCUCCCUUACGAGCAGCUCCACAUGCACACGCACGCGCAACCUCAGCAGCACAUGCAAGGGUCGCCCCAUGUCGGCGGCGGCGGCGGCGGCCACAGCCACAGCCGCGCGCGCAGCACGCCCGCAGCCGGUGGCGGCGUGCGGGGCGUGGAGGCGGGCGAGGCGGCUGUGCUCCAGCAGGGCGUGUGCCUCAGCGGUGUGCCGCCAGCGGCGCCGGCUGCUGGCCGCGACGUGGGGAGCGCCUGGGCGGCUCAGGACGAGGUGGGCGGCGGGCGUGACGCAGAUGACGAUGCCGUUGACACUGCGGCCGACGCGGCUGCAGCACCAGCCUCGUGUACAGGCGCCGGAGACGGCGGCGGCAGUAGCCUUGAAGGUGGCGGCGUCGCCGCCAACUGCAGCAGCCAGCGGAUGCAGCACCUGCAGCUCGGGACACACGAGCUUACGCCGCCGUCAGCAGUCUCAGUGCCCCAGGUGACGGCCACGACGCUCAGCAGCGGCGCCGGCGGCACCGCCAGGGCCAGUAGUCGAGGCGUCAGUGGCGGCGUCAUCAGUGGCGGCGGCGCCGGCGGCUCGGCUAUUGAACAUUCCCUCCACACCGCCACCACCGGCGACACCGCCGGCAGCGGCGCCCUGGCCUUUCCCAUACCUCUGUUUGAGCUGACGUCCCUUGCGGACAGCGGACAGGUGGACAGCGGCCAGGUGGACAGCGACGAGGAGUCGAACUGGGCCAUCGCCAGCGGCGGCACCGGCCUGCUGGCGGCGCCGCGGCCGCCGUCGGCGCCGCUGCUGCUGCCCACCGAGGCCGCCGCCGCCGCCGCCACGCAGCAAGCAGUGUUGAUGCGCCCCGCUCGCGUGGUCCGGCGCACCGCUGGUGGCGGCACGGAGGACACCGACGGCAGUGGCGUCUCAUCGACGUCGCUACUGCCACCCGACACGCAACACGAGCAACCUGCUGCAGCUGCAGCUACAGGUACAGCAGCUGCCGGUCAUGGUGCUGUGGAGGGCGACAACGACGGCGCCGGCGCGGAGCAGGCGCAGUUGUCGUCGGGUCGUGCACAUCGGCCGGCGUCGGCGCCGGCGCGGGAUGUGCUGCAGCCGCCGCCCUUGCCGAGGCAGCUGGCGGCGGCGGCAGCGCUUGUGAACGUCAGCAUCACUGGUGCAAUGGCGCCUAGCAGAGGACUGUCCUCGCCCUCAGAUCACCUGUCGCCAUUCACGCGGACGUAUGCGCCUUCAGAGGGCGGCGGGCCAAGCCCGAGGCCCAGCGGCGCCCGCGCAGCUGACAGUGCCGCCGCCGCCGGUACACAGGGGCCGCCGCGAGCUACUGCUGCCCUGCAGGUGGGGCUUCCCGCAGGCGCGGCGGUCAGCGGCGGCGGUGGCAACGGCGGCACCGGCGCCGCCACUGCCACCGGUGACGAUCACAGGGAGGGCCCGGAUACCCAAGGCAAUACUGCCGGGCCCUCUGUUCAUGCGGCAUGCGCAUAUCCAAGCGCCGCAAUCAUGGGCGGCAGCGCUUGGCCCGCGGCCGCACACAACCGCUGGCGGCGUGCCUCAUGCGGCGGCGGCCCACCCCUGGGUCCCAACGGCUCCCCGGGGCCCGGCGGCGGGUCGGCACGCGCUUCUGCCUCCACAUCAGCCGCCGCCAGGGGCCGCGGCAUAUCGGUGGGCGGCGGGCUACUGACGCCGCUGUCGCCGGCGGCGCGGGAUGCGGCGCCCGCCAGCGGAGCGUUACAGCGGCUGAUGGAGGAGGCGCUGGCGGCGGCGGCGGCGCGGCGGCGGCAGGCGGCGCUGGGGCGGUCCAGCAGCCAGAUGUCCCUCUCGCUGGCGCUGCCGUCGCAGCUGUGUGCGGGCUCCAUCCGUGCCGGCUCGGUGGGUAUGGCCUCGCCGUGGGACACGCCCAUAUCGUUUGCGGGUUGCGACAGCUCCAACCCUACUGCUACAGCCCAUCUGGCAGCAGCAGUAGCCACGGGCAAUACUGCAGCCGACGGCGGCGGCUUGAGCUAUGCUAUUGUCGGCGGCGGCAGUAGCAACCACACAGGCACGGGUGUAGGCGAGGGUUGGGCGUCGAGCGCAGCCGCGGCGUCGUUGGACCGCGGCAGUAGCGUCAGCGCUGCCGCCGAAGCCGCUGCGUACGCCUUUGGCCUUGUGGACCCGGCCAUUGUGAACGGCGGCACGGGCGGCGCAGCAGGCGGCGGCGACCCCCAGCAGGCGUCCACGUGCGGCGGGCGGCGGGUGCACUGCCUGCUGGGUGUCGGCAGCGGCGGCGGCGGCGGCGACAAUAGCCGUGGUGACGGCCGCGGCAGCUCCUCGCGCCUGGGUGCACAGGCGGCGCAGCAGCUGCUGCGGCUGGGCAGCGGCGGCUGCCAGCAGCUGCCUCACUCUCACGUGGCGGCGGCGGCCGGCACCAGCACACCACCACCCGCGUCCGCGCUGAUGCCUUUUGAGCCGGUGACCGCAGCAGAGGAGCCGCCUCGGCCGCUGGUCACCGGGCAGCCGCUCCGCUGCUGGUCCAGCCUGCCCGCAGAAGGCAUCAGCGACCUCGCGGCCCUAGCCGCAUCCAUGCGCAAUGGCGGCGGCGGCGGCGGCGCCAGCGGCGGCGCAGGUGGCGGCGCCGUCAUGGCCUCAGCAACCAUCAGUGCGCAAACGGUCGUGGGUGCUGACCGCUACGGGCACAUUAGCGCGGCCAGCACUACUGCUACUGCUGCUGCUGCUUCCGCUGCAGCGGCGGCGGCGGGUGCAGCAGAGCAGCAGGGCAGCACUGGCGUGGGGUUCAUUUCACCCGCCACACCUGCUGACGAGCUCUCCACCAGCUCCGCGGCGGCCAUCCUCAUGCGUGCAGGCUCCGCCGCCUCCGCGGCGUCGUGUGCAGGCGGCUCCGACGACGCCUCCCUGCCGAUGCUGUUCAUGACGCCGGGCCUGGCGGCCGCGGCUGCGGCGCCGCCGCCGCCGACACUGCACCAACAGCACCAGCAGCAGGUGCCGCAGGUGCCGCAGGUGCCGCAACAGCAGGCGCCACUGGCGGUGACGGCAGCAGCCGCAGGCCACCCGCUGCUGCUGCCGGCCGCCAUCAUGGGCCGGGCACCCAGCAGGGGGGCGCUGCUGGGCCGCAGGUCCAGCGGCUACGCGCGCGCGCCGGCGCUCCGCACCAUCCCUGACGAUGAACGCGUGUGGCCCGGGUCGCAUGCCAGCGGGGUCGGCGGCGUCGGCGGCGGCAUCGGCGUCGGCGUCGGCGGCGGUGGCGGUGGCGGUGGCGGUGGCGGCCCCGGCAGGGGCGGCGGAAGCAGUGACUCGCUGGGGUGGCUGAUCUCUUCCAGCGGCAGCGCGGUGCCCAAGCUGGCGGUGGCGACGCCGUUUAUCAUCGGCGGCGGCGGCAACGUUGAAGGCGGCGGCGAGCGGGAGGCGGCGUCGGGGUUUGCGUCAGGGCUUACGGAGCACGACCGUGUGGUGCGGGUCAUGCUGACGUCGUUGGCGGAGGAGGGCGGCGUUGCAAGCGGUGGAGUGGCUGGAGUGGCUGGAGUGGCUGGAGUGGCUCCGCAGCUGACGCCGUCAGGGCAGGUGUGCAGUGAGCUCUUCGCGGCCGUGGUGGCGGCGGAGGGCGGCGCAGCCGCCGCCGCCACCGCCGCCGCCGCCGCCGCCGCCGCCGCCGCCGCCGCCAUGAUUGAGGAGCGGUGCAUCCAAGGGGCCGCAGCAGCGGCGGACGCGGCAAUGGCAGUGACUGCUGCCACUGCUGCCACCGCUGCCCCUGCUGCUGCUGCAGCAGCUGCAGCUGCGUCUGUAGCCAUGGUAGGUGUUUCGGACUUUGCAGGCGCUGCUGCGAUUGGUGCCGUAGCCGAAGACGCCGCCGGCAGCAGCAGAAGCAGGCCUGUCGGCGGCGCCAGCAGCAGUGGCAGUGCCCGUGCCGGCAACUCAGCGACGCCAUCUGUCGGCGGCAAGCCGAGUUCGGAGGUGGGGCAGGAGGUUCGCAGCAUCGCGGCGGAGGUGCUGGUGACGGCGCGACGGGCAACGAGUGCCGCCACCGCUGCCGCUGCUGCUGCCCACCGCUCCGACACCGACACCACGACCACUGUGCCGGCGGUGCACCACAACGCGGCUGCUAAUGAGCAGCAUUUAUUCAUGUCGACACAGGGCUUGGAUCUGUUUGUACGGGCCUCAGAACUCGCAAGUGACGCCGGCAGCGUGGGGCCUGCUGUCGCUGCCGGCGGCCGGGCAAGCGGCAGCGGCCGCCACCGGCUGCUGUCGACUGUCGGCGGAAGCGUCGGCAACAAUGAGCAUGCCCAUCACUCAACCGCCAGCAGUGGCGCGGGUGGAGGCGCGGGCGGCGGCGGCAGCCUGAGAUCCGUGCUGCGCCAGCUUGGUAGCCGCGUCGUGGGCGCGAUGCGUGGAGGUGUGAUGAGUGGUGGCGGCGGCGGUGCCGUCAGCGGCGGUUACGACGGUCAGCAACGGGUGUCGCCCACAGCAGCGUCGGCGCUUCCGACGGGGCCCGCGGCGGCGCAGCAUCGGCCCAAUGUUCGCUCCGUCGAUGCGCCACGAACCUCGCGCUUUGAUAAUAUCAGCUCGGGACGCGCCAGCGGCGGCGGCCCUGCUGUCGCCGAUGGCAGCACUGACGGCGGCGGCGCAGCGCCACACUUAGUAGGGACAGCCGCUGCAGCUGCAGCGGCAGUAGCGGUGGCAGCUCUGGCCAACGCGUCACAGCCGCUGCCCAUCCCUGCGCGCGGCGCCGCCAUAUUGCGCAUACAAACCUCUCACGGCGGCGGCGGCGGCGGCGGUGAUGUGCUGUCAGCCGCCAACGGCGACGACGCCAGCAGUGUCGACCUGGAGCGGGAGCUCCUGUUUGACACCGUCAGCAUCCGGGGUGGUGCCGACGGCGAUGACACGGCAGGCUUUGGCAGCAGCAACGCCGCGGGGGCCACCUUUACAACUUCCGGCCCCGGCCUGCUGGGCUUUAGCACCAGCGGCGCCGUCGGCGCGGUUGCCGCUGUCCGGCGGCACGACGACGGCGGGUACGAUGAUGCCGGCGGCGGUGCCGGCGGCGGCAACGCUAGCGGUGGCGAGUACCGCGGCGGUACGCGGACAGACCCGGCCAGCGCCAUCGCUAAGGCGCUCUUCGCCUCCGCCGUCGAUGACUCCACCGCCGGCGCUGCCAACGCGCGUUUGGUGAUGAGCUCGGGCGGCCUGGCCCGCCAGGUGCUGCCCGGCCGCGGCCGCGCCGUCGUCAGCAGCGUCCAGCCGGUAGCAGCCGUCCACCUGCUGGCACCAGACCCGCCGUCCCCGCCGCCGCCGCCGCCAGCGCCGACGCCGACCUUCUCCCACAUGUCCACGGCACAGACGCCGACGUCAACCAUGAUGGGCGGCCGGAUCUUCAUAAGGUCGUCGUACGGCGCCGCACGUGUCCGUACAUCAAUCGACUACGACGCCGCCAUGGCGGCGGCGGCCGCCACCGCUGGUGCCAAUGGCGGCGGCAGCAGUUUGUACGGCGGCGACAGCGCCAAACGGUCUCAGCGCUGUGCGAGCACGUCCCACUGGCAGGAGGGCCGUGGCAUGCUGGCAGGGACAGCGGCGGCGGCACUGCUGGCCGGUGCCGGCAGCAACAGCGGCAGUGGCGGCGGCGGUAUGGUGGCUGCCUCCGUACUUGGAUCGGUAUCGGGCCUGCAGCAGAGCGUUGAGGGCCGCGGCGUGGCCGUCGCGCCAGCCGCCAGCCGCGGUGGAGGCAGUAGCGUGGGGUGCUACAGCCCCAGCAGCGGUGGCGGCGGCGGCAUGCGGCCGCAGACCUCCACGCACAGCUACUACCCUACGGCGGCAAGCCCACACGGCAACAGCGGUUACAGCCACGGCAGUUGGGCGGCAACUGACACCGGAAUAAGCCUGUACGGCACUGGCGGCGCAGCCGGAGGCAUCGGUGGUGGUGGCGGCGGCAGCGGCAGCGGCAGUGGCGGCGGCUUCGUCAGCGGCGUCCGCGGCGGUGCGCGGCCGCACAGCUCCCGGCGCCGCCUGGUGAACACGUCGGACCGUCUGCGCAUGCUUGUGACGUCCCUUACCCAGAUCCAACAGCAGCAGCAACAGCAGCAGCACAUGCUGAUGACGCAGCAGCUGCACACACUCCAGGCCGCACGUGCAAGCACCACCGCUGUGGCCGCGCUCGCCACGCAGACGCCGCUGCACACGCUCGGCGGCAGCCGCCGCCGCGCCGCCAGCGGCACCGUCGCCGUGGCGGCUGCGCUGCCAGCAGUGAUGCCGCAGCCGCCGUCUACGUCCGGCACGCCAAUGCUGCUGCUUUCGUCGGCUACUGCGACUGGCGAAAGCGUAGCGAACAGCACAGCAGGCGGCGCCCAUGCGAGCAGUCACGGCGGCAUUGUCAUUGGCGGCGGCGGCGGCGGCUUCGGCUCCGGCAUUGCACAUGCCGCCGCCGCCGGCAGCGGCAGCGGGUUGUGCUGCAGCAUUGGCGAGACGUCUGCUGCUGUGCCGGCGCCAGCGGCGGUGGGUGGCGCGGCGGCUGGGCUGCCGGCGCCGGCGCCUGCAGACGAUGUUGGGGACCACUUGCCGGCGGCCCGGAUGGUGGCCGUAUCCGCCCGCGAAGCCAGCAGUAGCACGGUGGCUGCCCAGCCCUCGUCUGUGGGCCUGGGGCCGGUCCUUGAUCGCUUCUCGGCAGCCACUGCUGUCGGCUCGCACGCGCCCUGGCAAAGCCAAGUCUUCUCCGCCCCGCCGCCGACUGCUGAGCGCGCGACGGCGGCAGCGGAGCGGCAGGGCUCGGCGGCGCAGCAGGUGAUGGCACCGCCACCGCCGCCGCCGCCACCGCCGCCACCGCCGCGACGCGUGUGGCACAAGGUGCAUGUGGUGCUGAGUUCCGCCGAGGGCGCGGCCGCGGCGGAGCGGGGCGGCCAGCAGGGUGGCGGUGACGAUGACGGCGGCGGCGCGCUGACGCUGACGGUGACCCAGAUCGACGUGACGGAGCAGGUGGAGGCGCAGGCGCGGCUGGCCAAGCUGCUGGAGCAGGAGCACAAGGUGCUGGAGGGCAUAUUCCCGAGGCACGUGAUUGAGUUCAUGACGCUGAGUCAGCUCCAGGAGGCGGCGGCGGCGCUGGCGGCGGAGGAGGCGGCGGCGGCGGCCGGUGGCGGCGCGGCUGGCAGCAGCAGUCUGUUCACCUUCAAGGCGGGCAGCGUGGAGCGCAUGGCCUCGCUGGCCACGUGGCACGAGGGCGUCACCAUCCUGUUUGCAGACAUUGUCGGCUUCACCACCAUGUGCCAGACCACGCCGCCUCUGACAGUCAUGGCGUUCCUGAACCAGCUGUACAGCCGCUUUGACGCCAUGAUUGACAUCUACAAGGUGUACAAGGUGGAGACCAUUGGCGACUGCUACAUGGUGGCGGGCGGGCUGGUCGCUUAUGACGAUGACGGCUACAAGUCCGUCAUCUCGGGCGGCGAGGACCCGCUGCACGCCGUGCGCGUGAUGGAGUUUGCAAAGGCAAUGCAGCGCGCGGCGCGCGGCGUGCGCCGUCCCACAAGUGGUGAGCCGGUGCAGAUGCGCAUCGGCCUGCACAGCGGCCCCGUGACCAGCGGCGUCGUGGGCGACCGCAUGCCGCGCUUCUGCCUGUUUGGCGACACCGUCAACACCGCGAGCCGCAUGGAGUCCACGUGCCGCCCAGGCAGCAUCCACGUCUCCGCGCCCACCCAGGCGCGGCUGCCGAACGAGCCGUGGCGCGACCGCGGCAUGACGGAGGUGAAGGGCAAGGGCCUGAUGCGGACGUGGGAGUGGGCCGGCGACAUGGACGCCCCGUUUGAUGGCGACCAGCUGCAGCGCGUCAUCGGUGUCUACCUGUGAUAUGGUGUGGGUUGGUUGUAAGCUGCCAAAAGCAAAAGUGUUGGCACACACAGAAUGAAUGUUGCCGAGGCCCAACUCGGGUCCACCAAACCCUGCGCGUGUUGCUGCAAUCCCCCCCCCCAGUCGAAGGGCUGGCAACUCCGAGCAGUAAUGCUGUUUGUUUUUGAGCGGCGUGCAACCCUACCGCGUUUGUUUGUGUAUGCCCGUUCAUUGUCUGUGCAUUGUGGGGCGGCCCCAUGCGCGGCGGAUACCAUUACGCGCUCCUGCUAUGUGCCUGCAGUCUGCGUGAGGUCAAGUAAUCAAAUCUUAUCCGUCCCGAAAUGGAGGCGCCAGCACUGAUGCAAAUAGAUUGCACGGUAUGUGCUUGCUUGUGUGCACAGCAUACAUGUUCUUGAUUGAAUAAUGGGGUUGCAAACCAUGCUAGGGCAAGGUGGAAGGAAGAGGGUUUGUGUGCUGUUCGAUGGGUUACGCCGUGUGCACGCAGCAGUGUCGCAGACUCUAUUGCAUGAAACAAAGUUUUUCUUGUAUGUGGAAACGGUAUGGUGCUGAGUAUCGGGAGUUCGCGUAGGUAACGCCGCACACACACGCACACGCACACGCAUGCACGCACGCACGCGCACAUUUCAUCACUAUCGUCUUGAAUUCGGACGCCACGCCUAGGUAGGGGUGCAGUGUGAUGAGUCAUACGGUAGAUUAAUCUGUUGUCUGCAGGAAAGCGCUGAUUAGCGCUGCGCAGGUGCUGUCCAGGCAUGCUGACACAUGCGCGCCAUGGCCGCACGACGGCAUGCGCACGCUGCUGGUGGUCUCCAUGUGCAGGUCCUACAAAUAAAACUCUGUUCAAUGCACAUCCAGCACAUGGCCGUUUCGGUGGCUGCGCACACGCACGCAUCCGCAUUGAGUUCCAGGUAGCUGGAAGCUGAUUAUUGGAUCAGGUUGAGGGGCAAGUAAGCAUGCUGUAUGUCGCUUGCUGACAGCGCGCGGUAACUGUAUUGUUGGGAGGGACCUUGCUGAGACUUGCGGUACUUGAAACGCAAGCGAGGGAUGUGGAGUCCCGGCAAUUAUAUCAUCUACUGCCUACCUAAUAAUACUGCAGACCUGCAGUAGGAGCUGAAUGCGCUUUAUGAAAUUCAUUGCGCCAAUUAUACUGGGGCGCUGUGCUGUUGUUGUGGGUGCUGCGAUGUAGUGCAUGGGGAAUCACAGUGCUUCUGUCUGGCGUGGACACGCGUGUCGUACGAUCACUGGGGGGGGGGCGGCUGGAUGGUCCUCAUUUUCAUUUGCUUUUAUGACUUGAUGAGGCUUAUCUUGCAGUACAGAGAACGGAGACCCCUGGACAAGACAUGGAAACGGCAGAGUUAGUUGGUGAGGGCGUGGUGUGGGCAUGAGCCAGACAGCAGUGCGCGGGCGACAGGCUGGGUUCGGAGAGGGAAGGGCCAAGAGUGCCACAUGACCACUGCUUGAUUGCGAGGAGGAAGUAGAAAAGCAGAGGCAGGUUUCAAGAAUGUCUGCAUUGACAACGAAGGCGGUUGGGUCGCGCUUGGGUCACAGGUCAUCGGCCUUGAGUGUGAUUGUAAUAGAACGCGCUU